Molecule: messenger RNA, 1650 nt
Organism: Arvicanthis niloticus (Nile rat)
Lineage: Eukaryota; Metazoa; Chordata; Mammalia; Rodentia; Muridae
Gene: C18H16orf46
Product: chromosome 18 C16orf46 homolog
Source: RefSeq, a predicted model, not a curated record
CUCACCUCAGUAUUGACCACAGGACUUUUUCUAAAGUAGUUUAUGUUACUGAAAAUGUUAUAGUGAAUAUAGGAGCCUUGGAGCGGAGUGGAAAUGGGCACAGUGUGUGCUCACAGGCACCGGUAGAUGUUCUGUCAACAUCUCUGUAGCCACCUGGGGCCUCGUGCUGGGAAUGAGGCUGCUGAGCACCCAGAGGUGAAAUGUGGCACCCAGAGAUCACUGACCAGAAACUGGGCACAGAAGGCAGGAAAGCUCCUGAGAGACAGACACACAGGCUCUGUCCCCCUGGCUCUCUUAAGCCGCUGGUUUCUCAGAGCCGGGAGUGGAAGCCAACAUUUAAAAAUAUAAGGCAGCUGCCUGCUUGCUGGCACAAUUUCGUAAGGAAUGUGGGGCUUAUGACUUGGUUGAACUGUAGGCCAGCAAGUUGGUUCAGCAAUGUAGAGACGCGUGCAGUGCAAGUCCUGGAGACCUGGUGCCCACCUAAGGGAAGGGAGGAGAGAACUGACUCCACAGAAUUGUCUCUGACCUUCACACUCACACCAUGGCAUGCUUGUCCCCGCAUAUAGGUUAUGCACAGCUGUGCGAAUGCAUAGACACUAAACAGGUCCAUGGCUGGGGAAGGACCUCACCAACUGCCUGCAUCUGGUCUAAGAGGAAAGUGAAAAGGGGGCGGGGAGGAGAAGGCACCACUGGCGGCAACAACUGCUUGUUGUGUAUGAGUCUUUCUCAAGGGAGUCUGGAGCCCCGGUCCCUCGCAGAGGUUGGGAAGCUGGAGACAACUGCUGUGGCUGAGGUGAGCUCCCAGAAGAGCUGGAGCUCUGAGAAGAACUGGAACAGCCCCUCCCAGGGCCCCCGCAGCGCUUCUAGAGAGCCCAACAAGCUCUGCUUUCCCACAUACUUGCAUGGAGAAAAAAAAAGCCUGCAAAUCAAGGAAUUUAUCUGGUGCAUGGAAGACUGGGGUAUCCCCGAGACAAUUAGCAGCAAGGCCUGCAGGAACCCCAGCGGAAGCACCGACCAAGGGCUCUCCAUCUCUGAUUCCCUUGCAUCCAAGGCUCUUGUGGUUCUACCCCCACUGAAAAGCUCUCCCCAUAACUUGGACGUCUUGAGUAAGAAAAGCAGGAGUAUCUUCUGGCAGCCAGAAGAGAAGGUGCUGAGGGUGGAAAAGGACGAGUGUGUGGCUUGUGCAGACGGACUAAAAACAGUAGACGGGAAAGGUGAAAAGAGACACUUUGAGCUGGCCAGCCGCCUGAAGGUCACCAACGUUCUACCUUUCCCUCCCACUGUGGCCCGGACACACCUGCUGUCAGCUGAGUCCCAAAGGUGCUGCCUGCACUGGUCCCUCCUGCCCCAGAAAAGCUCUGUGUUCCCACCCAACCCCACCAACAUCCACUAUCUUGCCACCCUGCAGGUUUUGGGGCAGCAGGGAGGGCAAAGCUGCAGAACUAGGCUAAAAGCCAAAGAAGCAAAACCUCCCAGGACCACUCCCAAGCAUAUUAUCACAGAGGCCAAGCAAGAGAACAGGCCUCGUGUGCUAGAGAGCAAAGUCUUCCCCAAACCUCUCUUGCCGUCCCUCACGGUGAGCAGGGUUGUCAUCCCAGUCUCCACCCACAGAGUCCUCUGAUUUGCCACAAUAUAGUUCCCUGGGACUGA